Molecule: messenger RNA, 567 nt
Organism: Dichomitus squalens LYAD-421 SS1
Lineage: Eukaryota; Fungi; Basidiomycota; Agaricomycetes; Polyporales; Polyporaceae
Exons: 2
Coding region: 40-567 (175 amino acids)
Source: RefSeq, a predicted model, not a curated record
AUCAGCGGAUCCGCGUACAUCGUCUGAUUCUACCGCGCCAUGGGUGCGAAGAUUGGCAAGAACGUCUCGGUCUUCGCGGGAGGCCGUACGGGCUUGAUGGCCGAGCCUGACCUUGUCGACUUGGGCGACAAUGUCGCGCUCGAUAAUUGCUCAGUUGUCGCUCACAUCAACCCCCGCGGGGAUUUGGCUUUGAAUGCUUGUGCGUUGCGAUUGGGUUCUCGCCUACUUUCGGGAGCAUCUAUGGAAUCCUGUUCCAUGCUUCUCGAACACACGCUCUUGACGUCGGGCGAGAUCGCAGAGCCGGACGGCGUGUACGCCGGAUGGCCUGCGCAGUACAUGGACGAGAAGGAGUACCUUCGCAGCAAGUCACGCUCUAUGGCUCUGUCCAUGUUCCACACAGAUCCAAGCCAUCGGGCACUCCAGCGAGUGCAAGAUAACCUGGAGGACGAGCGGCGCAGGUUGAAUAAGAAGGUCGAGCACCACCAGCAUGAGCUGCAGUUGACGAGGCGGCGCAUAGAACUGAAGUCGUUGCACACUUCGACUAUACGUAACUCGACGCUUAUGUAG